This is a messenger RNA of Exophiala aquamarina CBS 119918, 1452 nucleotides long. RefSeq lists its product as uncharacterized. Lineage: Eukaryota; Fungi; Ascomycota; Eurotiomycetes; Chaetothyriales; Herpotrichiellaceae. The transcript has 4 exons. Gene Ontology annotation, molecular function: monooxygenase activity; FAD binding. Gene Ontology annotation, biological process: secondary metabolite biosynthetic process. The coding region runs from base 1 to 1452 and encodes 483 amino acids. The record is from RefSeq and is a predicted model, not a curated record.
AUGCCGCAAAUGAGUGGACUGUCAAUCAGUGGUGUAACGACACACCUCGACAAGGAGAAUUUAGAACGGGGGCCAUUAAGUGGCAUUGACGUUCUGAUUGUAGGUGCAGGCAUUGGUGGCUUGAAUGCUGCAGUUGAGCUAUACCGACAUGGUCACAAUGUUCAACUUCUGGAAGCAAAAUCGAAUAUAGAAGGACUUGUCGAUUUCGUGGGAAUCGCACCCUCUGCAACUAGGCAAUUCAAUCACUGGCCCGGUAUGGCAGAAAGGUAUAGACGUCUGACAUAUCGACCCGCUCUAUCCAUGUAUAGGACGAAUGGAGAGAAACUCGGUGGCCCCUUCUCCAUUAAGGGAGUGGAUCGCACUACUAUACCAACACCAAUUAGUCGACCAAAGCUCAUCAAUUUUCUUUACGAAUAUUUGACCUCACAAGGAAUGUCCAUAAAUUUUGGACAGCGUGUGGUCGAAUAUUACGAGAACUUAGAUGCAGGCAAGGCUGGGGUCGCUACUCAGGAUGGCGAGCACUUUGAGGCUGACCUUGUUAUCGCCGCCGACGGUGUUGGCACGAAGUCUCACAGUAUCGUGGCUGGAAACAAUGUUAAGGCUACAAGUAGUGGUUUCUCGUCUUAUAGGGUGGCGUACCCAACUAAUCUCGCAUUCCAAAAUCCUCAUCUCGCGAAUGAGCUUGCUUUAGAGGAAGGCGGAGAUGACAUCUGCCGGGUAUACUUGGGGACUAAUAAGCAUGCAAUCAUUCUUGUUUCACCAGACAUUACCACGUGGAUUUUUCAGCAUAAAGAUUAUGGGACUUCGUCUGAAUCGUGGUCGCGCUUCUUAGGCCCAGAAGACGUCCUGAAAACAUUGGAAGAAGAAGAUGAGUGGGAUCAGACUUUUAUCGAGGUCAUCAAGCAGACACCAGCACAGACCAUCGCGGACUACAAGAUCUUGUGGCGGGACCCAAGCAUGGAGUGGACCUCGGCGGGAGGUCUGGUCCUGCAAUUGGGAGACAGCGCGCAUUCCUUCCUUCCCACUUCUGCGAAUGGAGCUACCCAAGCCAUGGAAGACGGUAUUUCUAUUGCUGCGUGCUUGAGGCUUGCAGGAAAACACAAUAUAGCCCUUGCAACGAGGGUGCAUACGCGACUCCGUUCUAUGCGCGUUUCCUGCGCUCAACGAGGCGGCUUCAAGAACCGCGAAAAGUGGCAUCACACCGAUUUUGGCGAAGCAAGAAAACACCCAGACAAGUUGGUUAUGCAAGUCGGCCGCUGGAUCAACUUGCACGAUCCUGAGAAAUACGUUUAUGAGAACUGGACCAAGUGCGUAAACCAUCUUAUUACUGGAAGCGAUUUUGUAAACACAAACAUCCCUCCUGGCUACACGUACAAGCCAUGGACAAUUGAUCAGCUGUUGAAUGCGUCCGAAGAAGGGCAAGAUAUUGAAGAUGACGGUGAUUGGUCAUGA